AUGGGUUUCUGUGUUUCUCAGAACAGUGACACCGUUGAUUUACUCAGGAGAAUCAUAAAAGAACUGUAUCGAGAAAAAAGGGACGUCACUCCGGCGGACAUCAACCUCAUGGAUUACAGGAGGCUGGUUGAGACACUACGCACACAUUUGCAGCAGAAAAGGUAUCUAAUUAUCUUAGAUGAUGUGUGGCGUACAGAUGUUUGGAAUUAUGUUAGUACUGCAUUGUUUGAUAAUAAUUCUGGGAGCAGAGUAGUUAUCACCACCCGGAACCAGGAUGUAGCUUCAAUUGCAGUUGAGAGCCGAGUUUUAAGACUGGAGCCUUUAGAAGAACAUGAGGCUUGGACUCUCUUCUGUAGAAACGCGUUUCGUAGAGAGAAGGAAAAACAAUGCACUCCGGAGCUGGAGUAUUGGGCUAGGAAAAUUGCUAGCAAGUGUCAAGGCUUGCCGUUGGCCAUAGUGUCUAUAGGCAACCUUCUAUCAUUAAAGGAACGGAAAGAAUUGGCAUGGAGGUAUGUUCAUGAUGCCCUGGUUUGGGAACAAAGUGAUAUUCCGGAGGUCCAAAAGGUAUCCACUAUCCUGAACUUCAGCAUCAAUGAUCUACCCUAUUAUCUCCGGAGCUGUUUGUUACACUGCAGCCUAUACCCAGAUGAUUAUGAGAUGGAAAAAAACACAUUGAUCAGAUUAUGGGUGGCAGAAGGUUUUGUCGAAGAACUAGGAGAGAGCACAAUGGAGGAGGUGGCUCUGGACUACCUCAACCAACUCGUCGGCCGAUGUAUGCUCCAGGCAAAACAUACCGAUUACAUUGCAAAGACCGAUUGCUUCAAAGUUCAUCAUCUCGUGAGGGACUUGAUCAUGGCUAAAUCAAGAAAUGAGAGUUUUUGUGAGGUGUAUGACAAGGAAAUAGAAGGCAGGUCAAGUGAUAAAGUUCGACGUCUUUCAGUUACAAACAUGAAAGAUUACUGGUUCAGCACGGAGAAGCCACAACUGCGCUCCUUACAUGUGUUCUCCCCAGUUCCGUUCCACUUAUCUUUCUCGAGCUUGAGGUUAUUGAGGGUUUUAAAUUUGAAUCAUACUUGUAUAGAGAGACUCCCAGAUGCACUAAUCUAUCUUUUUAACCUACGCUUCCUGAGUUUACGGUACACUAUGGUUAGAGAGCUGCCUGAAGCCUUAGGUAAGCUGUGGAAGCUAGAAAUUUUGGAUACUCGGUACAGCAGGGUGGACAAAUUACCAAGUGGAAUAACAAAGUUGGAAAACCUGCGGCACUUGAUGGUUGAUAAUUUCUUUGAAAGUAAUUCUAGAUAUUAUGAGGACGUUCUCGGUUUGCAAGUUCCAAAAGGUAUAUGGAACUUGAAGCGCCUUCAAACAUUGAAGACCGUGGCGGCCCAUGAAGGAAUGAUACAGCGUCUGGAUAAUUUGACCCAGAUGAGAGUUUUAGGAAUAUCCGAUGUUACAAGCAUCCAAUGCAUGGGUCUGUCCACCUCCAUAUCAAAGAUGAAAGUCCUCCGUGGCUUGGUGGUUUACACUAAAUACAAGACAGAGAUGUUGCGGCUGGAAGCUCUCUCCCCACCACCGCUUCUUCGAAAGCUCAGUUUGGGUGGGAAGCUGGAGAAGGGGGUGCUACCUUGCUGGCUUGGCUCUGUCACAAAUCUGAGCAAGUUGAGAUUGAGACAAUCAGGGCUUAAAGAAGAUUCACUUUUCUCACUCUCUAUGUUGCCCAACCUGGAAUAUCUCAGUCUUGAGGAGGCAUACGAAGGAGAAAAGUUACACUUUCACGGAAGAUGGUUCCCUAAGCUUAAAAUACUCUGGUUUCGCGACAUGGCCCAUCUCAGUUGCAUCGAAAUAGAAAAGGAGGCUCUCACAAACCUCCGUAGCUUAAUUCUGGUCGGUUGCAGAGAGUUGAAGAUGCUGCCAUUGGGUAUCGAAAACCUCAGCCAUCUUCAGAAAUUGGGAUUCGACAGCAUGCCAAAUAAGCUACUCCAGAAGCUGCGCCCAGGUGGGGAGGAUCGCCAAAAGGUUAGUCACAUCCCCAUCGUCAGGAGCUGGGUCAUGAGGGAAGACAAAUGGAUCGAGGAAAGUCUUUCCUGA
Molecule: messenger RNA, 2085 nt
Organism: Elaeis guineensis (African oil palm)
Lineage: Eukaryota; Viridiplantae; Streptophyta; Magnoliopsida; Arecales; Arecaceae
Product: disease resistance protein RPM1-like
Biological process (GO): defense response to other organism
Molecular function (GO): ADP binding
Source: RefSeq, a predicted model, not a curated record